GCAUUUCAUUUUAUCUUGCUUGUGUCUGUCGCACGCACUCUAUUGCGCAUCGAACCCCGUAAUCCGAGUUUUGUACUUUACAUUUUUCGCUGUUAACAAUGUUUGUUUACUAGUGGGAUAAAGCGGGGGCUAGAUGGGGUGAAUGGGGGACUUAAGGCUUCCCGUUUUUUCGGAGGCUCGCCCCCGCUUGUGUAUGGAGCUCCACUUCCACCAUGGCGCCCCCACCUCUUAUCGCUUGCCAACACCUGACAGAAACUGCUGCAAAGCAAAUCGGUAUCAAUUCAUGACUGCGGAGGAGCCUACCUCCUGACCUUAUCAAAUCUGCUUGAAACUGCCGCAACUGUGUUACUAAGGCGGUCUCGCGCCUUCGGAAGUCACUUAUUCCCCUGCGAACAUCCUGGCUAACACCGCAGCAAAAACUGUUAUACUGCGGCUGAAUUGCGUUUUCAACGGCCUUCUUGGAGCCUUCGUAAAUCCAGACACGUCUUACGACACUUUGCUGAAAAAGGAAUGAAGUCGGGAGACCCUCAGCAAUGGAUUUCUGCUGUUUCGUCUGCAAACAGUGAGAACUCUCGGCUAAAUUGUUUGAAGAAGAUCAAAUCCGAUGACCAACUGUGUCGAUUGCUGCCUGCUACAUUGGUUUGGGAGAACACCAAGGAUGUCGUGGAAGUUCGAGCACCCUCAAGCAUUAAGCAUGCAGUACUUCGGGUUUGGACGAAAAUGAUCGAAUGUCAGAAAUACUUGCCGUUAGACGACCGUUUGCGGAUGUACCACUCGGUUACACAGAUUUCUGCAGUCGAUGAUUUACCGGAUGCGAUUGAGGUGCUUAUUAUGAUUACUUCACAGGGUUCCGACAUCAACGAAAUUGCUUGUGACAUUACUAAGCUUCUCACACAUUGGUUCAUUGUGAUUUUCCACAAAAUCGAUGCUCUACGCAGCCACUCACACCUGAAUGGGAAGGCUAAGGCGUUCCUGCGGACUCUGACUCAGAGCUUCUACCAAUUGCUUCUGUUGUUCACAAACAUUGUGCGUCUCCGGUUCUACUUGCUUGAAGAGCUCGAUGUAUCGGCCAUGGUCGCCAACUGCGUUUGGAUGUGUAAAAAUACGACAAAAGAAAAUGACAUAGAAAUGGCGUUUUCGCUGAUUGGAUACAUUAUAUCAUAUGGCUAUAUUGCUACAUCGGUGUUACCCUCUGUUGUGGAGGUGCUGUGCCGAGCAAAGUCGGGUCUCAUAAAGAGUUCACAAACAGCUCACAGCCUGAUUGACAAGCUGUUCCGCAGCCGUAUGAAGUACCAUGCCUUCCGAUCGCUCAUGCAGCUUGUUGACAGUCCAACCGAAACAUCGACAAUUGCCAUCAUUGGUGCUAUCCGCAUCCUUGGCGCUUAUGUUGUGCGGCCUCCAGAGACCGUGUACUGCGAACGCAAUAUGAUUUUCGAGUUUUUCCUGAAGGCCAUGGAGAGUAAUUCGCUUCGUGUCGCACUGGAGGCUUCUCGUUCUUUGUUCGAUGCGCUUGGUGAUCGUCAUGUACUGAAAAAACUGAGUCCUGAGGAUUGGAAGUUGUUUGUCAGCGUAUUGCUGCGGUCUACUUCCUACCUUCCACAUUCACUAAACUACAAGAACAGGAGUAUCCAGGAAAAAGAGAAUGUUUUAGACAUGCUGGCGGCAUACAACAUGAAGCUUAUUUUUGUUAUUAAGGAAUGCUAUGAGCAGCGCCCCACGUAUCCCGUUCCCUACGACGAAUUUUACCAGUUAUUGAAGGUGUCUCUGCCCUACAUGGACAAGGAGCUCCACGGCUUGUUCUUCGAGAUCAUCAGCAAAUUUCGUAUUCUGUUUCCCUCGAAACCGGAUUGGCUCGACGAUCAAAAGCUGUUAAUGCAGCAAUACAUGAACUCGAAAUUAGAUGCAAAUGACAAGAUGGCUAUUAUUGACGUAUUUAAUGAGUCCUUGUUCCACGCGCCUGAGCAUCUUCGAGACGAACUUUUCCGAAUUACCCUCAUUCCACUGCUCCGCACAUUGAAAAAAGAAUCUCGUCAACACGUCCUCGACAAAAUCUUCCAAAGUGUGUGUGAUUCUUCUAUUUUAUUUUCCAGUGAUAUAUUUCAGACCGUAUCCAAAGAACUGACAAGCAUUGUUCGCGACCCACCAUCUGCCGCUCUUCAGUAUUGCUGCAUUCAGACUUUGAUGAGCAUGCUCUUUCUGUACGUGCUUCCGCCUACUUUCAAAGCAUCUCUUCUUGAGACUCUUGCAAAUGUUGUGAGCGAAGUGUCAAUCCCACUCAAGUUUCGUAUUUUGCCUCUUAUUACACUCCUUCAACUUCGAGUAUCAACCACAAACUAUCUUUUUGUGAACCCUGUCCCAGCGGAAUCACGUCUGUUGUUUGAAUUUGAUGCUCUUCCUAUUAUUUGGUAUGCACCGAACAAAACUAAGUUUUCACAUCAGCAAUUGUUACGGGAUUUGGAUUUCUCAAAACUCGAUGUGCUGCAGGAGUAUCCUCUUAAGGUGAAUACAACGGGCUCGCAGUCGGAUGAACUACUGACGUUCCCUGUGCAUAUCUGGAUGCAAAGCAUUAUACGGUUCCAAAAAACGGAAACAAAUUGGAAUGUGCUAAAAUAUGCAAUCAUGAAUUUUGCAAAUCAAUUGCGGAGUAUGUCCUUAUUUAAAAACGAUGCAGAGGGUUUACAACUGGUAUUUUCCUUUAUAUCAGAAGUUAUUCAGGGCGAAAAAGUGCUUUCUGCACAGGCGCCGUCUUCUAAAGAUGUCCAAUUAAUGAUGGUUACCGUUUCCGAGUUUUUGUCUGUUUUGAUGAUCUAUAAAGAUGUUUUGCGCGAGGAUGUGAAAGAACAAUUUUUCCUCCUCUUAAACUCUCUUAUUGGACAUAGUGAAAAGGCUGUGGAAUCGUGUAUUGAUGCACUUAUCAUUAAUAUUUAUGAAAUGCCUUCCCAUUCACUAAAAUAUCUGCCCAAAUUCUUUACACGUAUCAUUUCAGCAGAUAUUUCAGAGCGUACGUUAGUGAACUUUCUUCGCCUACUGCAUGUCGUCGGUAACAGUUCGUUACUGGGGCGUGGCUUACCGUUCGCUACAAUUAAAGAGAUCUGCUUGUUUUGUUUCUCCAUUGUUGCCAACCGUAAACAGAUUUUGCAUAAUGCAAAGGGUUUAAUGGACCCGGGUACUCGGGUUUUUUCCUUAUACAUUGUCUCAUUUUGCUACCAAAUUGUAACAAAUAUGUUUCUUUCAUGCCCUUUGCAAGAUCGUGCGGAGCUUUCUCAGUUUUUGCUAAACCAACUGCUUUCAGGCGAUGACUCUCGUUUUCUCGAACCAUACGAAGUCGUGUUUUAUGAGUUUCUACUAAGCUUCACGUACUCUAACGAGCUUGUGGCCGACACGUCUAAAUACGAGUACAUUGAUUUCGAUCCCUCUGCAAUGCUUUGGCUCUACCGAGGCUGCGUUAUCACGAUCCUUCAAACUGACGAAGAACUCUUUAAACUACAGGUGCGUCGAAUGUCGGGGGUUCAGACGUAUGCAAUUUCCAGGACUGUUCACUCUCCUCAGACAUCGUCUUCGCGUUAUGUUCACUUAAAACAUUCCCCGACAAAGCAUCUGUUGUUUACCAGUAAUCUUGACGAGACAACCCCAAGUCACAUUUUUGGUGAGCUCAUACACACACCGGAGACGGCUAAAACGGAAGAGCCCGUGCUGCUUGACAAUAGAGACGAAAGUACUCUUCAGUUACUGGACCGUUUGGAUGCUACUGUGGUGCGUCCUGUUGUCCAUGUUGCUGUCGCGUUUGCAAACACGGACGCAAAGCAUGCAAACGUCACUGUUGGCUGGCAAGUCUUUCAUCGGUUGCUGGAAAGCCUUGGCUCCAAAACUUUAAAUCCUAACGACCAGGGUGCGACGUAUUUUUGGAAGAGCAAGAUGUCCAAUAUUGUGUUUCAUCAAAUUGACAUCGAAAAGGAUGCUUUUCCUAGUGCGCUUUAUAGCGCCUUCCUCGUUUUUGGGACAGAUGACCUUGUCAAUAAACUGGCCCAAAAACUGAGUCGAUGUAAUGUACCUGUACUGCUUAAAGUUUCUCUAGACUCACAUUUGGACAACCUCGCGAUGUUUGAUACGCUAUUCCAUAUGCGUAUCCAACUCAUCACCACCGGUCUUGACUUGGCGCACCAAGGUUUUUGGAAAUUCAACCAAAUUGUCUCGGUACACUCGUUACCAGCAAUCUUACAUUCUUUCAUCAUGGACAUUGGUCUUUACCAGUCCGUUUCCGAAAACUUCUACUACGUGCACCCCUGGCUGGAGCGUCAAAAAUGUCUCGAGUCUCUCUACAAGUUGUAUAAUAAGCGGAUUGAUCGGAGCGUUUAUAUGAAGCAAUCUCAGAAGGAGACACUUGACUUUACUCUCUACCUCUAACUUGUACAUAUGCUUAUGA
This is a messenger RNA of Schizosaccharomyces japonicus yFS275, 4423 nucleotides long. Its product is annotated as GTPase activating protein. The record is from RefSeq and is a predicted model, not a curated record. The transcript has a single exon. Gene Ontology annotation, cellular component: nucleus. NCBI's taxonomy places the organism in Eukaryota, Fungi, Ascomycota, Schizosaccharomycetes, Schizosaccharomycetales, Schizosaccharomycetaceae. Bases 511 to 4404 code for a protein of 1297 amino acids. Gene Ontology annotation, molecular function: GTPase activator activity.